AUGGACCUGCGGGAGAUUUAUCCCGAAAUUUGCUUCGUUGUGACGGUCAUUUCACUCAGCUUGUCUUCACUGGUAAUUUUCCUGUCGUAUCGAGUGCAAAAAGGCAGCCGACAACGGGAAUACUCUUGGAUUUUGGCGUUCAACGCGGGCGUCGACGUUUAUUACUCGCUAACGCAUGGAAUUGUGGUACCAGUAAGUUUCCGACGGAAAAAUCAAAGUCUGGUUCAGAGCGCAAUAGCCACAACUUCCACUGGCUACUUGACAAUCCGCAAUCCCUACUUGCAAAACAUUCCGACCACCUCGACUCAAGUGGCCGUCUUCUUUCAACUGGUCGCCGUUCUUUGCUCCGCGCCCUGCAGCGCCGUCCAUUUCUACUAUCGCUAUCGGUUGUUGUGCAAGGGCGAUAUUUGGAGCAAACGGCGGUAUCUUGGUGCUUAUGGAGUGGCGCUGGCUGUGAUAUUCUUGAUUGCGACGUUGUUCUGCGCGGCCGGGAAUCUGGCCAACGAAAGGAGCAAGGUGGAGCUGAUGUCGGUUGUUGGAGCUGUGGAUAUCGUUUAUCCCCAUGUCUUCGUGACGUUGGUAAGAAUAAUGUCGCGUUAGUGAUGCAGCGGGCUUUAGAGACUAUAAAAAAUUCGGAAAGACCAAGAGACACUCUGUUUAAGGAUACCUACAAUUAAUAUAACUUUAUAACUUCAUUUCAUUGUUUCAGAGGGACCCAAUUUUUAUGCUCUGCAUGUUCCUCUGCCAGUUAAUGUUCGUUGUUGAAUACGGCAUUAUUAUUUUUUGCGGCCAACGGAUCAUACGGCACGCACAGCAAGGCACAAGUGCAGCGAUAUCCACGCAAAAGGCGCAAAAGCAUCUCAUCACGGUGAUGAUUUUGCAGGUAAGUUUUACCACGAAAGGCCGUCUACAGUCUCUGGCAGACAUGGUAAAGGCUCGGCUGCCCCUGCUCUUUCAGAAAGAUUUUUUUAGUCUUGAAACGAAAAUUUGAAAUGCCCAUUUUGGGUUCUUGGCAUUGUGCAACAAGAUGUACUUUUAACUCUAUAAAGAGCGAAAACAUGUUUCGCUGAUUUAAGCGUUGCUAGCAACGAUAAAAGACCCUAAAACGAGCCAUAAAACAGAAUGCCAAAGUGCUGACAAAAUGGCAGGAAAAUUACCAUUCAAAAAUUAUUUUAAAAAAACUUUUACUAGCCAGGCCUCAAAAUCCUCAAGGCCGGUCCAAGCUCCGAAAAUUUUGAAAAAGGCCUGGCUGGGUCGGAGCCCAGAAAUGCCAACAGCCCUCCCUUGAAGCCAUGUUUACCCAAAGCUAUUAGCUCACCCAUUUUUUAUAAAUAUUAGCUAAUUUCAGGCAGUGUAUCCGCUAAUCUUAUACUUCCUUCCAUUCAUGUACGUGUCGAUAUUGCUUUCCACGGGUGUGAAAUUUCAAAACGCCAGCUACAUCGCCGGCAUAUCGCUACAGUUGUUAUCGCCGCUUAACUCAAUAUCCGUGCUCACGCUGAUCCCAGCCUACCGCAGAGCCUUAACCAUAAAGUACUCGAAAACCUCUGGAACUCCCUUUUCCGUUGCUUGA
Bursaphelenchus xylophilus (pine wood nematode) is the source of this 1570-nucleotide messenger RNA. The record is from the annotation of a GenBank genome assembly. NCBI's taxonomy places the organism in Eukaryota, Metazoa, Nematoda, Chromadorea, Rhabditida, Aphelenchoididae.